Messenger RNA from Eruca vesicaria subsp. sativa (arugula), 651 nucleotides. Lineage: Eukaryota; Viridiplantae; Streptophyta; Magnoliopsida; Brassicales; Brassicaceae. The record is from the annotation of a GenBank genome assembly.
AUGCAGGCUUUGCUGGACAUCAUUGAAAAGGACUUGUUUCAAGUCCACAUGAAAAGCAGCGUCACAUAUAUGCGACUGGAUGGUUCAGUUGUACCGGAGAAAAGGUUUGAGAUUGUGAAGGCUUUCAAUUCAGAUCCCACAAUUGAUGUUCUGCUCCUGACAACACAUUUUGGUGGACUUCGGUUGAACCUGACUUCUGCUGACACAAUUGUAUUUAUGGAGCAUGAUUGGAAUCCUAUGCGUGAUCAUCAGGCGAUGGAUAGAGCGCAUAGAUUGGGACAGAAGAGAGUUGUAAACGUACACCGUCUCAUAAUGCGUGGGACACUCGAAGAAAAAGUGAUGAAUUUCUCUUGUCUUUCAAUGAGUCUCCAAAGAUUCAAAGUGUCGGUUGCCAAUACGGUGAUCAAUGCUGAGAAUGCUAGUAUGAAGACAAUGAACACUGAUCAGUUGCUAGAUAUAUUCGCUUCAGCUGAAACUUCGAAAAAGGGUGGUCCUGCGUCUACGAAGAAGGGAUCAGAGGAUAAUGACCAGACUGCUGGAACUGGAAAAGGAAUAAAGGCAAUUCUAGGUAACUUAGAGGAACUGUGGGAUCAAUCACAGUACACAGAAGAGUACAAUCUUAACCAGUUCUUAGCUAAGCUUAACAGGUAA